This is a messenger RNA of Cladocopium goreaui, 3317 nucleotides long. Lineage: Eukaryota; Dinophyceae; Suessiales; Symbiodiniaceae. The record is from the annotation of a GenBank genome assembly.
GACUGUAUGAUUUCAGUCCUGUUUUCCCUGAAGAACUGGCGUCCUUUUGGACGGAACACAGCGAGAGGGCAACACUGCCUACAGCCUUGGCUAUGCUUGGAGUCGAGACCUCAAAGCGUGAUCUGGUAGAUGCAUGGCUUCGGAACAGAAAAACGGAGAUUGCGGAAGAGGAGCGCAGUGAACUGGUCAGCAAGUUAAUGUUGGCAAUGGAUUCUUUUGCAUCAGAUGGCACCUGGGAGCAUCCAGCAGAACAACCUCCUGAAGGAACCGAGGGGGACGUCUUGGAAGAGGUUCAGGCGCAUUUCUUCGAGAAUGGUGUGGUGAUGGUGAACAAAUUUUCAUCCUUUUUCAGGGAUGAGCAGGAUUUGAUAGAGGUUUUGCGCACCGAGUUCAACAUCGAUGCAGCAGCUUCACUGGCAGAAAGGGCACAGGUGGCAUCGGUUAUUUGCUCAUGGAAAGAUACUCUUACAAAAGCCAAGCGACAAGCGGAGGUGGAAGCUGAGAUGAGUACAAGGGAAUGGACUAAACCCAUUCCAGUGGGAGACUACGUCCAACUCAGGAAUUUCUUCCAAACAACUGUUGGACACGUGGAAGAUCGAGUCAUGCCUUCGAAAGAAUACCUUGAGAAAAAGCUGCAAGAACUGGAAAAUGGUGAAUUUCGUGCAGAGACGCUUGCAGAAGUGGUUUCAAAGGAUGAAAUCGACCCGGACGUUUUAGUCCCGAUCUUCGACAGCAAAGGAAGCCUUUCAGUCAAGAAAGGAAGCACCAAUGUACCGCUUCCGACAGGGCCAGAGCAGCUUCGCAGGAGGCUAAACGUGAUGCAGAACUGUUUGAUGAUGUUGGCUCUCAAGCAUGUGAAUAGAGAAGAGAUACAAGAUGUUAGCAAAGAGGUCUUCGAUAAGUACAAGGACUACAUCUUGGGCGACUAUGUUUGGGGGCUCAGCUCAACGGAUCUGAAUGGUCAACAGAUUCAGACGCCACCAUGGAGCCUGGUAUUAUCAUAUGAGCAUGCAAUCAGAAAGCGGGCCUACACGUUGAUGCAGACGGAGAGGCUCAUGAUUGGGGCGGCUUUGGAAAAGGCAUGGAAAUGCCCUACCACGAAAGAGCGGCAUUUCAUUACACCGUUGGCACUGUAUUCAAAGAGAUCAUACACCCCGGGUACAAGCUCAACAAGCCCAGGGACAUGGAACCCGAAAGGAAAAGGAAAAGGCAAGAGCAAGACAAAGGGUCCACAGAAAGGAUCUGGACAGAGUCCCAAUGGUGAGAAGAUAUGCUACAGGUUCAAUGCGGGCAAGUGCAGUUAUCAGAAGUGCAAGUUUGCGCACCUUUGCAGCAAAUGUUUUGCAAAGGGCCACAACGCGUUGAAUUGCAAGGAGAAGCCAACGCCUGUAUGCAAGUUGGUACAAGACAUGGAUACAAUUGUCAUUUUUGAGAAUCCGGAGGAUCUAGGUGAAGAGGGCUGUAAACUGGUGAAAAACGAUGCCUUGUCAUCCCAACUGGUACAAUUGUGGUGCGACAGACUUCAUGGAGAAGGUUACAACACAGAGAACAUUCAACAUGUUGCGGAAGGGCAGCCCUUCAAAUUGCGACUGAUGGAAGCCUUACUGGAUAGGGCUGGGGACCCUGACCACAAAUUUCUUCUGCAGGGAGAAAGCGGCUAUCCGGUUGGGGUGUUACAUCCCCUACCAAGGACGCCACAUAUGUACGAGGAGCAGACUUCAUGGAAGCUGGAAGAUGACCCCUAUAUGAAAGCAGAGAUAUGGAGAAACAACUACGAUUCGGUGGGUGACCAUGAAGAAUUUGUAAGGGAACAUUUUGCAGAAGAGUGCAAAGAAGGCUUGAUGGAGAAACUAACUUUGGAACAAGCACAUGAGAGGUUUGGUUCGAAGGUGGCAAUUUCUUCGCUUGCAGUCUUGGUGGAGGAAUCUCAUGGAAAUAAGAAACGCAUCAUCCACGAUGCGACACACGGGACGAAGGUGAACAAUCGUAUCCGUUGCAGGGAUAAACAAAGGAGUCCUGGAGCUAGGGAGAAGAUGUAUUUGCUUGCGUAUUACAAAGCAAGGGGUGACAUUGUUUUCAGUCUGGUUGGGGAUAUCAGCAAAGCUCACCGACGUUUCCUACACGAACCUUCUGAAUGUGGGCUCUUGGCAUGCAGGGUCAAGAACGAUGACCCUUUUAUCUUCAUCAACAAGGUUGGAACCUUUGGCGUAGCAUCAGCAAGUUACUGGUGGGGAAGGAUAGCGGCGUCUGGUAUCCGCUUGACCCACGAAUUGCUUGGACCAGAGCGGCCUAUUGAGAUGCUCAUUUUCGCUGAUGAUUUGGAAUCGCUUGGAGCUGGGAUACAAGGUGGAAUGGAUCGGUCUUUUUACCGAUUACACUACAAUGAGAUUGGGCCUGUCCGAAAGCAGAGCGGCUUGGAUGGAAAAUUGGACAAGAAAGAUGGCUCAGACAGGUCGCACAACAUCAAAGGAGAUGGAACAAGGACUUGGCCGAUUGGGCUUCGCAGCGAACGCCUUGACAUGGGAGAGGCCCUUCUUGGGGCCAUUAUAUGCCUGGUCUGCAGCAGUGAGGACAAAGAAAGGCCUCUUGAAGAUACCGGCAAUGUUACGUACAAUUUUUUUUGGUUUCUGGCUAAAAGAACUCGAGAUGGGGGCAGCCUACAAGAGCCAACUCCCAUCCGAACUGAUAAUGAAGCAGAUCUCGUUUUCUUUACAGAUGCAAAGGCUACAGAGCAGGGUGCUUGGAUAGGAGGCUUCUUGCAAUCAAAGGAAGGUAGCAUAAUUUCGUGGUUCUCAGAAGAGGUGCAAGAAAGCUGGGCACCGUGGCUUUUUGUUCGUAAAGACCCAAAGCGGGUAAUAGCAGCUUUGGAACUAUUGGCUACGUUGGUGGCUGUCAGACUUUGGGCAAAUGGACUACAGAGAGGUGGCAAGGGCCGGUGUUGGGUGAGAGCUGGUACAGAUAACCAAGGAAAUUCUUAUGCAGUCAGCCGGUUGAUGAGUACAAAAUAUCCACUCACGGUGCUGAUCAUGGAGCUCUCAGAGACCCUUCGUGCCCGGAAUUGCGAACUAGAUCUUCAAUGGAUUCCGAGAGAGAAAAACCAACUUGCAGACGAUUUGACAAAUCAGGUUUUCACGAAAUUUCCCAUGGAUUGCCGUGUGCAGUUUGUUGGUGGGGACACCAAAUGGUUGGUCCUCAGUGAACUUAUGGAAAAGGCCAAUGAGUUUCACAUGGAGCUGGCAGCGGAGAAGAAACGUAAGGUAGCCGAGCCGGUAAAGACAAGGAAGGCCAAAAAGCAAAAGCUUUUGGAGCCGUGGUGA